Aspergillus wentii DTO 134E9 is the source of this 1344-nucleotide messenger RNA. Its product is annotated as proline iminopeptidase. Gene Ontology annotation, molecular function: peptidase activity. NCBI's taxonomy places the organism in Eukaryota, Fungi, Ascomycota, Eurotiomycetes, Eurotiales, Aspergillaceae. The record is from RefSeq and is a predicted model, not a curated record. Gene Ontology annotation, biological process: proteolysis. Bases 1 to 1344 code for a protein of 447 amino acids. The transcript is spliced from 9 exons.
AUGGCCGCGAAACUGAUCGAGAGGCAUUUCCACAAUGUCCCAGGCAGGCUGCGCGUGGGGGAGCUGUUCUUCGAUGUCCCCGUGGACUACAGCAAGCCUAAUGACGGCACCCUGAGGCUCUUCGCCCGCAGUGUCUACCGUCUGGCGAGCCAAGCGGAGCCUGUUAAAAACGAUAAACAGCUGCCCUGGCUGGUCUAUCUUCAGGGUGGUCCGGGGAUGGGAUGUCGUGCCCCGCAAGAUUAUGGCUGGGUGGGUUCGGUGCUCGACAAGGGGUAUCAGGUCCUCUUUCUCGAUCAGCGUGGUACUGGUCUGAGCUCGACGAUCACCGCUGGUACUCUUGCCCGACAGGGCAACGCAAUCAAGCAAGCUGAAUAUCUGAAGAACUUCCGCGCGGACAACAUCGUUCGUGACUGUGAAGCUAUUCGUCGCUGUUUAACCGCAGACUCUCCCGAGGAUAAACGGAAAUGGAGUGUCAUCGGUCAAUCCUUUGGUGGAUUCUGCGCCGUGACUUAUCUUUCCAUGUUCCCAGAAGCGUUGACUGAGGCUUUUAUCUGUGGCGGCCUUCCUCCGCUUGUCAACGGUCCGGAUCCGGUUUAUGCUCGCACUUACGAAAAGGUUCAGCAGAGGAAUGAGGCAUACUACGCCAAAUUCCCCGAGGACGCAGAACGUGUUAAGGAGAUCAUCAAACAUCUGGAAGAGAACGACGUCAAGGUGUCAUCGGGAACACUUACACCCGCACGGAUCCAGCAACUUGGUAUCAUGUUUGGCAUGCACGGUGGUCUCGAUAGCAUUCACGACCUUAUCCUGCGCGCCUGGAAUGACCUGAGAACCUUCGGCUCCCUCACUCGCCCGACUCUCACCACUAUAGAUGGCUAUGGUGGCUACGACAACAAUGUCAUCUAUGCUAUCCUUCAUGAAGCUAUUUAUUGUCAAGGACAAGCCUCGACUUGGUCCGCUGACAGGCUUCGAUCAGCUAACCCGCUGUUCCAGAUCGACAACAACAAGCCAGAGAUCUACUUCACGGGCGAGAUGAUCUACAAAGACAUGUUCGAAUCAUACACCGAACUCAAAAAAAUCCAAGAAGCAGCAGAAAUCCUCGCCACAACUGAAGACUGGCCGGCCUUGUACAACGAAGCACAGCUAGCGAAGAACCAAGUCCCCGUCUACGCGGCAACAUACGUCGAUGAUAUGUAUGUCCACUUUGAGCACUCGACCAACACAGCUGCAAAGAUCAAGGGUAUUAAACAGUACAUCACCAAUACGAUGUAUCAUGAUGGUCUCCGCAGUCGGUCGGACGAGCUUAUGCGCCAGCUGUUUUCUCUCCGGGAUGACUCGAUAGAUUAG